This is a messenger RNA of Aegilops tauschii subsp. strangulata, 2104 nucleotides long. RefSeq names its product obtusifoliol 14-alpha demethylase-like. The record is from RefSeq and is a predicted model, not a curated record. NCBI's taxonomy places the organism in Eukaryota, Viridiplantae, Streptophyta, Magnoliopsida, Poales, Poaceae. Gene Ontology annotation, molecular function: monooxygenase activity; iron ion binding; oxidoreductase activity, acting on paired donors, with incorporation or reduction of molecular oxygen.
UGGCCUUUAGCAACUUGUGCUUCUUCGUGGGUACUCCUCCUGUUAUAUAUAUGUGACACACUGACAGUGGGUUGUGUGGUCAUAGGGUGAUUAGGAAGAAAUCUUGGGCGGCUGCAGUCCUCUCAUACUUCUCAUUCUGGAGGUGUAUUCAGGUAUGCUGGAAGUCGAUUUGUUUUCUCGGUAUACUCCCGGUAGGAUGUAGCUCCCAUGGCUGAAUCGAUUCGUCUUCAUCUAAGAUUCUCCAUCGAAGGAUGUAUACGUUAUGGGCACUUUUAAGCUUGUCUUCCUCGUAGUUCAUACUUAUCCCUCAAACCGCAUCUAUCUCAAGCGUCAAAAUUCUACCUUUUUCUCGAGGGUAUUCCCUCUCUGCAAGACUACAACAAUCUUAAUACUCCAUAUGACUAUGCUCCUUCUAAUUAUGUCUCAACCCCUCUUAGCUCCUCCUAAUUAUGUCUCAAAAAAAAAUUCCUCCGAAUUGGUAUGCAAGUUCAAAGUGAUGCAUUUUCCAACUCAUCUACUCGUCAAUUCUUGCAGGGCAAAUUAUAUAUAUUGGCAUUCUGGUUGCUGAUUAUCGGCAUGAACAUGACAGCUGGUUGGGCCGCCGUGUGGUUCACUGCGGGUCUUGUUUUCAUCACUGUGAUCGUACUCAGGAUCAUAAGAGGAACAAGUAUCGUUGCUCCAACCAGUGGGAAACCACCUCCACCUGUGGUGAAUGGUCUUGCUUUUCUGGGACUUUUACCUAGACUUCUUACAAUUGACCUUCCAGCUAAGAUAAACUGCCUAUACAGUAAGUAUGGCAGUGUGUUCACAGUUAGUCCUUUUGGACUAUGUAAUGUGACCUUUCUGAUCGGGCCGGAGGUCCAAGCUCACUUCUUUCAAGGGUUGGAGUCGGAGAUUAAUCAUGGCAAUCUUCUUGAGUUCCUUGUACCCAUGUUUGGACAAGAGGUAGGUCAAGGCGUCGAUGCGGCCACUCGGACUGAGCAGUCCCGCUUUUAUCUUGAUGCAUUGAAGCAAUCCAAAUUGAGGAGACAUCUUGAGUCUAUGCUUCAAGAGGUGGAGGGCUACUUUGGCAAAUGGGGCCAGGAGGGCAUAGUUGAUUUAAAACAUGAGUUUGAAGAGUUACUCAUGUUGAUAUCAAGCCGAUGUCUACUAGGAAAAGAGGUUCGGGAGAAGAUGUUUGAUGAGUUCUAUAAACUGUUCCGUGAUGUCGAAAACGGAGUGAACAUGAUCAGUGUCUUCUUCCCAUAUAUUCCAAUUCCAGCAAACCGUCGGCGUGACAAAGCACGUCUGAAACUCAUAGAAUUGCUCUCCGAAACUGUGAGGUCACGGAAGAGCUCAGUUGGGGCCGAGGAAGACGUGCUACAGAGAUUGAUAGAUUCCAAGUAUAAAGACGGCCGCUCCACAACCGAAACAGAGGUAACCGGGAUGAUCAUUGCAUUGAUCUUUGGUGGAAAGCACACAAGUUCCCUUGCUUGCACUUGGACUGGAGCUUCAUUACUCACUCAUUCAAAGUUCUUAGCAGCUGCAUCCCAGGAGCAAAAGGAAAUCAUGAUGAAAUACAACAAUAAAAUAGAAUAUGAUGCCUUGCUAGAGAUGAAUAACCUUCAUAGUUGUAUUAAAGAGGCACUUCGGAUAAAUCCGCCAACAACAAUGUUGGUUCGCAAGGCACUUAAACAUUUCACAGUGCGCACUAGACAAGGCCAAGAGUAUGACAUUCCCAAGGGGCAUACUCUUGCAAGUCCCAUAAUACAAAACAAUAACAUGCCUUACAUUUACAAGAACCCUCACUUGUAUGAUCCAGAUCGGUUUGGUCCCGCAAGGCAGGAGGAUGUAGUUGGCGGCAAGUUCUCUUACACAUCUUUUGGUGGUGGAAGGCAUUUUUGCAGUGGGGAUGCCUAUGCUUACAUGCAAGUUAAAGUUAUAUGGAGCCACUUGCUCAACAACUUUGAUCUCAAAUUAUUGUCUCCUUAUCCCAAGACUGAUUGGAGUAAGUUAAUCCCAGAGCCUAAAGGAAGUAUGAUCGUCAGCUACAAGAGACGUCCACUGUUGGGUUAGCUUGCACCUACUUGAUUAUAUAGCAUUUGCUUGAGAGUAUUGACAUGUA